This is a messenger RNA of Dromiciops gliroides (monito del monte), 3261 nucleotides long. It is a transcript of the gene GPAT4, whose product is annotated as glycerol-3-phosphate acyltransferase 4. The coding region runs from base 963 to 2330 and encodes 455 amino acids. The record is from RefSeq and is a predicted model, not a curated record. Gene Ontology annotation, molecular function: glycerol-3-phosphate O-acyltransferase activity. Gene Ontology annotation, biological process: triglyceride biosynthetic process. Gene Ontology annotation, cellular component: endoplasmic reticulum. NCBI's taxonomy places the organism in Eukaryota, Metazoa, Chordata, Mammalia, Microbiotheria, Microbiotheriidae. The transcript has 13 exons.
CGGGCGGGCGCGUGCGCACACAUUCGCCACCUCGUCUCUGGCCGGCGGUGGGGGAGGGACUGUGAACGGAGAGCUCCUGAGGACCAGGACCUAGACCCCGGUGCCGCACAGCCGCUCUUGGCAGCACGUGAGCAGCUUCUUACCAAGAACCUAAGUCACUGAAAGGGGACCCUAGAAGGAAGAUUCUUCAGUGGAGACCAAUGCCAGAAGGAUCUGGAAUUUCAUUCUGUGGAGGCAGCAUGAGAAGUUUUUUUCCAGUAUCUGUGGCCUGUUGGCAAGGACUGUAGCUCUAUAAAGGAGGGUCCUGGAAGCAGAGAGCCCCAGGAACCUCUCUUGAGGAAGAAUGGAGUCAGACAUGAACUCACCCUUGUGAAGACAUUCUUUUCAUCCUGUGAAGGGAUUUUAAGUAAAACAUUAUUUAAUUUCCCCAUUUUUAACGUGAACAGUCUUCUAUAUAAAGUGCCAGUAGCCCGCUCAGGAAUUAGCUGAAUGUUUCUGGCACAAAGUUGCCCUUUUUCUGGUGCCAUUCUAGCAAUGACAUAACAGCUUGGUGUGUAUUACCAAGAGAGAUUCAUCUGCCAAGUGCACUUGGAUGAGAAAGAACUUCUGAAAUCAAUGUAAGGACAGCAGAAGCAGAAGUCUCUCUGCUCACUCUCCUAGAACUGAGUCUGGACUCUUGGAUGAUUUUGUUUAAUAUUUAUCCCUUAUUCAUCUCCAAAGUAGAUCUUUCCUGGGUGGUCUGGAGUCUUCAGUUUACCAUUUGUGGACCACUCCUUGUAGUUUUUUACUCUUCCAUACACAGAUGGUGAAAAGAUGUGAACUUUGGAAUGGAGUUGGUUAAACUUUGGGAACUUAGUUCCUUUCACAGACUAUUACUCUCAGAGAGGACAGUUUAAAAGUUUCAGGGCCUGCAGGGUUUCUGUUUUGGGUGAAGGUCAUUGGCCUUGUCUGGAUCCACCACCAUGUUCCUGCUGCUGCCCUUUAACAGCCUGAUUGUCAACUUGCUUGGCAUCUCCCUGACAGUUCUCUUCACACUCCUUCUGGUUUUCAUCAUUGUCCCAGCCAUUUUUGGCGUCUCCUUUGGUAUCCGAAAACUCUACAUGAAAACUUUAUUAAAAAUCUUCGCGUGGGCCACUCUAAGAAUGGAGAGAGGAGCCAAGGAGAAGAACCAUCAACUUUACAAGCCGUACACCAAUGGAAUAAUUGCAAAAGAUCCCACUUCACUAGAAGAAGAAAUCAAAGAGAUACGUAAAAGUGGGAGCAAUAAGGCCUUGGAUACUCCAGAAUUUGAGCUUUCUGACAUUUUCUACUUCUGCCGAAAAGGAAUGGAGACCAUUAUGGAUGAUGAAGUAACAAAGAGGUUCUCAGCGGAGGAGUUGGAGUCCUGGAACCUGCUGAGCAGAACCAAUUAUAACUUCCAAUAUAUCAGCCUUCGACUCACUGUCUUGUGGGGGUUGGGGGUGCUGAUUCGCUAUUGCUUCCUUCUGCCACUCAGGAUAGCUCUUGCCUUCACGGGGGUCAGCCUUUUGGUGGUGGGCACAACCAUGGUGGGAUAUUUGCCAAAUGGAAGGUUUAAGGAAUUCAUGAGUAAGCAUGUACACUUGAUGUGUUAUCGGAUCUGCGUCCGGGCCCUAACAGCCAUCAUUACUUACCAUGACAGGGAAAACCGACCCAGGAAUGGUGGUAUCUGUGUAGCCAAUCAUACCUCUCCCAUCGAUGUUAUCAUUCUGGCCAGCGAUGGCUACUAUGCCAUGGUGGGCCAAAUUCAUGGGGGACUGAUGGGUGUGAUUCAGAAGGCUAUGGUGAAGGCCUGCCCUCAUGUGUGGUUUGAACGGUCAGAAGUGAAAGAUCGCCACCUGGUGGCUGAAAGACUGACUGAGCAUGUACAGGAUAAGAGCAAGCUACCUAUCCUCAUUUUUCCAGAAGGAACCUGCAUCAAUAACACAUCGGUGAUGAUGUUCAAGAAAGGCAGUUUUGAAAUUGGAGCCACGGUUUAUCCUGUUGCUAUCAAGUAUGACCCUCAAUUUGGAGAUGCUUUCUGGAAUAGCAGCAAAUAUGGGAUGGUGACCUAUCUUCUGCGAAUGAUGACCAGCUGGGCCAUUGUCUGCAGUGUUUGGUAUCUUCCCCCCAUGACCAGGGAGGCAAAUGAAGAUGCUGUCCACUUUGCAAACCGCGUCAAGUCAGCCAUUGCCAGGCAGGGAGGACUUGUUGACCUGUUGUGGGAUGGAGGCCUAAAGAGGGAGAAAGUGAAGGAUACUUUCAAGGAAGAGCAACAGAAACUGUACAGCAAGAUGAUUGUUGGAAACCACGAGGACCGGAGCCGUUCCUGAGCCCUUGCCUCAGCCUUGCUGGAGCCACUACUCCCCACUCUUGAUCUAUGAGCCAGCUGGAGUCCCUGCUGCUGCCACUGCUGCAUUCUCCUAGGCUCUGGAGCUCAGUCAGAGCUGCUCCUGAAUUCUUGGACUCGAGCUUCUUCAGAGCCACACCUGGAUCCUUCAGGCUAUGGUGUCGCUUGCCCCUUGGUUGCCUGGAGUGAAUGCCACUAGGUUUUGCUGCCCAGGAAGAAAUGCCUUCUUGUUUCUGUUACAAUUAAAUCCAUUGGAGGAAUAAUAUUAAAGUGAACUCUACACCUGUGCACCUUGUAUGGAGCUGUGUUUAGAAGAAAUUGGCCACAUUCCUUUCUUAGGGAGAAGUCUGUUACCAAUAGCCAUGUGCCAGGGUCACUUUUGUGGGUUCUGUCCUGCUCUUCAAAGAAGGAUGACUGAAGCAAAACAUUGUUUCAGCAUAAAAAGUGUCCCUAGUCCUUGUAUCUCUGCAGAAAUUUAUAGUAAAGGUAAUGGUGGUCUUCAGGUUGUUCUCCACCCCUCCCCUAUCCCCACCCCCCCACUCCCAAUGAAGUUUUUAAUUCCUGUGACAAAUCCACAGGAUUUCACCAAAUGAGACUGAAGAGGCAGCAUAGACCAUCAUUCUGUGGUAGGGGCCAAGGGUCAUUUUAAGUUCAGAGGCUGGUUCUGAUCCUGGACUCUGCUGCAGUUGUCAAUCUGUGCCUCAGUUUCCCCGUAUGUAACUUGGGGGUGAUGAUACCUACCUCACAGGGGUGUUGUGAGGACUAAAGUGCUAAUGUGAGAUGUAUGAAAGAUGCUCAGUGUUAUAAGUCAAGGUCCAUUGACUGGCAGGAUGUGGUCUGAGCUCAGAGCUGCUGCCCAGGGCUUUGAAUUUGUUUUUGUGAGUAAAUAAAGUUGUCUUGGCUGGUGAAUGAAA